Molecule: messenger RNA, 640 nt
Organism: Quercus lobata
Lineage: Eukaryota; Viridiplantae; Streptophyta; Magnoliopsida; Fagales; Fagaceae
Product: gibberellin-regulated protein 12-like
Exons: 3
Coding region: 211-495 (94 amino acids)
Source: RefSeq, a predicted model, not a curated record
ACAAAGUUGGAUAUGCCAUAAGCUAAGAUAAAAAUACAUACAAUGUCUUACAGUCUUAUAUGGUGUCGUUAUUUUUCCCAAAUUUAAAGUUGCACAGCCUUCUUUGCGAGAUAUAUAUAUAUACGCGUGACUUGAGGCAUGAGUACUUCAUUGUUUUUCAAUUGUUAGCACUUAGUUGUUCUUAAACUUACCCCCUCCAUUCCAAAGAAAAUGGCGCAGCUUUCAUCUGUCUUUAUUGCCUUCUUUCUCAUCUUUACCAUGGCCUCUUUCAUCGAAGUCUAUGCUGGUGGGGAGGGAUCACUUACUCCAGCAGGGUGUGCACCGGCCUGCGACUUUCGGUGCUCCAACACUCAAUAUAAGAAAGCAUGCUUAACGUACUGCAACCUAUGCUGUGCGAAGUGUUUAUGCGUCCCCUCCGGCACGUUCGGGCACAAGGAAGAAUGUCCAUGCUACAACAACUGGAAAACUAAGGAAGGCGGACCCAAGUGCCCAUGAUGUGCCAAGCAAACCAUGAGUAGUACGAAAAAAAAAAGUCAUUGUUUAACAGUUUUUUUAUGCUAAAUUGAAAUAAGAAAAGCGUAAUUGAAAAGAUCGAUGAGCAGUUGGCAAUCGCAGUUGCCAACUUUCACCUGCUCUUUCA